AUGUUAAGGUUGUAGUAGCAAUUUUUUUUUUGAAUUGGGGAAAAUAAAAAAUAAAACUUCAUAUAUUUUAUUUUAAAUUGUGUGCAAAAUCAGAGUUGGUCCAAAGUUGUGUAUUUUGAUUUUUGGGACAAUUUAUUCAAUUAAUAAUUUUCUUAUUUUCGUAUUUUCUUUUCCCUUGUACUUCUUCAUUAUUGCUGAAUGUUGAUCCACUGCGUAAACUCCUAUCUAAUCUCUCUCUCUCUCACGAUCUACACACUUCCGGGAUUAGAUUCGCAGCUUUCAAAGGUUAAUUGUUGAGAUUUAAUAGCAAUGGCGAACAAACCUCAAAUCCGCACGAAUAGCUCGGCGCUCAUAGCUAUGAUCGCCGACGAGGACACAAUUACUGGAUUUUUGUUAGCUGGAGUUGGGAAUGUUGAUUUGAGGAGGAAGACUAAUUACCUCAUAGUGGACUCAAAAACUACUGUGAAGCAGAUUGAAGACGCCUUCAAAGAUUUCACAGCAAGAGAAGACAUUGCAAUAGUUCUAAUCAGUCAAUAUGUAGCAAAUAUGGUACGGUUUUUAGUGGACAGCUAUAACAAACCAAUCCCAGCCAUCUUGGAGAUCCCGUCCAAGGAUCACCCAUAUGAUCCUGCCCACGACUCUGUUCUGUCUAGAGUGAAGUACUUAUUCUCCAGUGAAUCCGUCGCCUCUGAUAGGCGUUGAACAUCUUUGAAAAUAUUUAUUGUACCUACCGAGUAUGUGGCUGCUAUCUUUACCAAUUUGGUUAUCUGCCAACAAUUUUAGUCUCUGAAUUCCUGUUGACAUUUUGUAAUCCAAGAUAAUUCGUGCUUAGCCCGCGAUUGGAAUUCUGUCUUUGAGUGCAAUAAAGUUGUAUUUUUUUA
Messenger RNA from Salvia miltiorrhiza (redroot sage), 881 nucleotides. Its product is annotated as V-type proton ATPase subunit F. Bases 310 to 702 code for a protein of 130 amino acids. Lineage: Eukaryota; Viridiplantae; Streptophyta; Magnoliopsida; Lamiales; Lamiaceae. Gene Ontology annotation, molecular function: proton-transporting ATPase activity, rotational mechanism. Gene Ontology annotation, cellular component: proton-transporting V-type ATPase, V1 domain; membrane. Gene Ontology annotation, biological process: proton transmembrane transport. The record is from RefSeq and is a predicted model, not a curated record. The transcript has 5 exons.